Messenger RNA from Panthera uncia (snow leopard), 2451 nucleotides. RefSeq names its product tigger transposable element derived 6 (gene TIGD6). The coding region runs from base 165 to 1739 and encodes 524 amino acids. The record is from RefSeq and is a predicted model, not a curated record. The transcript is spliced from 2 exons. NCBI's taxonomy places the organism in Eukaryota, Metazoa, Chordata, Mammalia, Carnivora, Felidae. Gene Ontology annotation, cellular component: nucleus. Gene Ontology annotation, molecular function: DNA binding.
CGGGAGGAGGAGGAAGCUGCGGCCGCCCGCGGUGGGACGCCGGGGCCGCUUAGCCCUCGGGCGUUGCCGUAGGGCGCUCAGCUUUCUACACUUGUGACAAAACAAGCCAGGAGGAGGGACACACACAGCCCUGGUAAUCGUGGCCCGGCCCUCAUUCUGCGGACAUGGCAAACAAGGGGAACAAGAAACGUCGGCAGUUCUCCCUGGAGGAGAAAAUGAAAGUCGUGGAAGCUGUAGACUCGGGAAAGAGGAAAGGCGAUGUGGCAAAAGAAUUCGGUAUCACUCCUUCCACCUUGUCUACAUUCUUAAAGGACCGCGCCAAGUUUGAAGAGAAGGUCCGGGAGGCAUCCGUAGGACCUCAGCGGAAAAGGAUGAGAAACGCUCUCUAUGACGACAUCGAUAAGGCUGUUUUUGCUUGGUUUCGAGAAAUCCAUGCCAAAAACAUUCUUGUGACUGGUUCUGUCAUUCGGAAAAAAGCACUAAACUUGGCCAACAUGCUUGGCUAUGACAACUUUCAAGCAAGUGUGGGCUGGCUGAACAGAUUUAGGGAUCGCCACGGAAUUGCUUUGAAAGCAGUCUGUAGAGAGGAUAGUGACAGAUUAAUGAAUGGUCUAGGAAUAGAUAAGGUUAACGAGUGGCAUGCAGGGGAAAUUAUAAAACUGAUUGCUGACUACAGCCCAGAUGAUAUCUUUAAUGCUGAUGAGACAGGAGUGUUUUUCCAGUUGCUUCCCCAGCACACGCUUGCUGCUAAAGGGGACCAUUGUAGAGGGGGCAAGAAAGCAAAGCAGCGGUUGACAGCACUCUUUUGUUGCAAUGCUUCGGGGACUGAAAAAAUGAGACCAUUGAUUGUUGGUAGGUCAGCCAACCCACACUGUCUCAAGAAUGUCCAUUCCCUCCCUUGUGAUUACCGAGCCAACCGGUGGGCAUGGAUGACGCAGGACCUGUUUAACGAGUGGCUGAUGCAAGUGGAUGCCAGGAUGAAGCGGGCGGAACGCCGCAUCCUCCUGCUGAUUGACAACUGCUCGGCUCACAACAUGCUGCCACGCUUGGAAAGGAUUCAGGUGGGGUACCUGCCCUCCAACUGUACUGCCGUUCUGCAGCCCCUGAAUCUUGGCAUAAUUCACACCAUGAAAGUGCUAUAUAGAAGCCACCUCCUGAAGCAGAUCCUCCUCAAGCGCCACAGCAGUGAGGAUCAAGAAAAAGUGGACAUGAGGCAGGCCAUUGACAUGAUCGCUGCAGCAUGGUGGUCAGUCAAGCAAUCCACGGUGGUGAGAUGCUGGCAGAAGGCGGGCAUCAUCCCUAUGGAACUGACAGAUUCCGGCCCAGAAGCAGCAGCCAGUGAACCAGAGAUAGCCACUGAAGAGUUGUGGCACUCCGUGGCUAUUGCCACCUGUGUCCCAAAUGAAAUAAAUUUCCAGGACUUUGUCACUGCAGACGAUGACCUUAUCAUCUCUCAAGAUCUGAUGGACACAGAGGUCAUCCAGGGCACGGAGGCUGGUGAAAAUACAGAUGAAGCUGGAAGUGAGGAUGAGGGAGAGGCAUCUUCACCACAGCAGCCAAAAAUCACCAUCACAGAGGCCAUCUCAAGUGUACAGAAACUCAGACAGUUCCUUUCCACUUGUGCAGGUGUUCCUGAUGCCGUUUUUGGACAACUAAAUGGCAUAGAUGAAUAUUUAAUGAGAAAAGUGACACAAACUCUUGUUGACUCCAAAAUUACAGAUUUUCUCCAAACAAAAUAAUGUAGGAAUUAACUGUCCCUUUUAAGUUAGAAAAUGUAGUUUACAAGAAUAAAGUGAGUUUUGGUUUUUUUUUAAAGAUAGGAUACGGAACUUAAAUUUUAAGAUUUUGAUGACAACGUUCCAGUCCUCUGAAAUAAUCAGGAAACUUCCUUGAACGGUAUUUGGAAAUGAAAUUUGACUACUAUGUGUGUUAUCUUUUGAUUCAUCAGAUGGUUCCCCAAGUUGUCUGCACCUUAGGGUCUCUUGAAGAUCUUCAAAAAAAUUUGCAAAGCCCAGGCCUUAUCCCAAACCAAUUAAAUCACCAUCACUGGUGAUGGGUCACAGGCAUUAGUUUGUGGAGCUCCCCAGGUAAUUCCGAUGUGCAGAAAAGAUUAUUGGAUUGGCCACAGGAAAGUCAAACACGCUGUGGGGCUAGAGCCAACUUUUUCCCAGUAAGUCUAGCUCAGUGUUUUCCAAAUGUUAGCUCCCUUGAGAAUCACUUGGAAGGCUUGCUAAAACCCAGAUUGCUGGGUUUCACCUCCUUAUUUUCUGAUUCAGUGGGUCUUAGGUGGGGCCCCCAAAUUUGCAAUCCUAACAAGUUCCUAGGUUAUGCUGAUAUUGCUGUGGUCCAGGAUCCAUACUUUGAGAACCACUGGUUUAGCUGGAUUCUAGUACUUCUCUCUUCGUUUGGCCAUCUGAAAACUCCCACUCACUAACCAGCAAAAAAGAAAAG